AAAAAAAAAAAAAAAAACGAACACACACAGUCUCUUUCUCUUCCGUUAGAAAAGUCCCAAAGUAAAGAAGCACGACAACCGAUGAUUCUCCGACGUAGGACGAACAAUCAUCUCCCAGACGAAAUCGUGUUGGAAAUCCUAGCAAGGCUACCAGUGAAACCAGUCCUAAGACUCAGGUGCGUUUGCAAAUCCUGGUACUCCUACAUCACCAAUUCAAAUUUCAUCUCCACCCACCUUAAUCACAAUCAUCAUCAUGAUGAUUAUGUCAUACACAAGCCCAAGCCUUUUCCCUAUCAUCCUUCUUCUCGUUCUAACCUUCAAGUCUGUACGCUCGCUUUCGACCGCACCUUUGAAACCAUAUCCGAGUUUAGAAUUCCCUUCAAUUUUCCAUCUGGGUAUCCCGGUUUGGUGGGUUCUUGUAAUGGCAUAUUAUGUUUCACUGAUUUUAUCACAUCAAAUCCUAAAGAUGUAUACUUGUGGAACCCCAGUAUUAGAAAAUUUAAGAGGUUGCCCAAUACUUGCUUGACCCAGUUAAGUAAUGUGGCACUCGGAUUUGGGUAUGAUUCCCAGAAUAAUGACUAUAAGGUUGUCAGGAUUUCACUGUCUACUGUCAAACGGCCCAAACCUAUGCCUCUCCCUGACGUUGAGGUGUACUCGUUAAGUUCGGAUUCAUGGAAAAGAGUUGGAUUUGGAAUCUCGUGGAGACCCAAUGUUGUGUUCCGCAAAUUUAAUUGUACUUUGAAAUUCCCAUUUGUGAUUGGACAUUUGCAUUGGACGAUAGAAAUGAUAGAAGAAGGAGGUGGGCAAGAGACGCGUUUUACUUCUAUGAUUUUGUCAUUUGAUGUCAAUAGUGAGAAAUUCAAAGAGCUACCACUGCCUGAUGAUGAAGGAAGUUUUAUUGUGACGAAAUGUGUUUCAUCAUUCAAGGGGAAACUGGCUUUGAUUAAAUUUGGAAGUGGUUUACAACCACAUAGCAUGCUAUGCUCCAUUUGGGUGAUGAAGGAGUAUGGUGUGCUUGAUUCCUGGAAUAAACUCUAUGUUGUACCGGUAGAUGGUUUUAUUGGUUUCGCUGGUUUCACCAACUAUGGCACAUUUCUAUUUCAAAACAUGCCCCGGCUGGUCUCCACCAACAGUGAAUUAGAGAGGAAAUAUAAGUCUGUUUUAAUUGACCCCGAAACUCUACAUGAGAAUGAGAUUAGUAUUCAAGUUAAAUAUAAUUUAGAUGUAGCUACUUACAUGGAGAGCCUUGCUUAACUUGAUGGCGCAAAUGUGGUAUCUUACUAAGAAGAUGCUGCUACAUGGUAUAAGAAGUGAUGUCAUACAGGUAUGGAUGAAUUGAAACCCCUCUUGCUUUUACUUAUUGCAGAAGGCAUGGUAACAUUGUUGAAACCAUAUUUUUUUCCCUGGACUAUAUUAUCCUUUUGUGGUUGGGGCUGUUAUAUAUUAGAAGAUAUUGUUUGUUGAUGAUUGUUGCACUCAGUCAACAAAAAAAAAACCGUAAUUGGUGAACAUAACCUUUUUUUUUUGCUUGUGUGUCUCUGCUGUAGUGAUAAAAAGAACUCAGUAGAGCUCUGCAGCAUUUUUUUCCCCGCCAAAAAAGAAAAAAGAAAAAGAAAUGACAAAAGAGAUAGAGCAAAAUUCAAUAAUAAAAAGAAAAAGAAAAAAAGAAAUAGUUUAGGAAACAAGGAGGCAUUCCCAUUGUUGUAUCGCAUUGCACGAAACACCCACUUACCUUGCAAGUGCAAUAUUAAGAUCAGGACUGACUUGAGUUUAGAUGAUUGCCUAGUUGCACGUCAGACUCAAAUGCAAGGAAACUUCAUUUGUUCUUCUGUUUUGCACAUAUGGAAAGGAUUUUUUUUAAUAGAAAUUUGAAGAGAAUCUCUCUGUUAGUUGUUGAGCAUGAAACUAGCAUAAGUGCUUCCUUUGUUCCCAACAUGUAUGUUAUAAUCUGGACUGGGGUAGAAAUUAAAUUUAAAAUGUAGGAGAGCAGCACAAUUGAAAAGAAAGAAUUUUUGCUAGAGACAGAAGCAGAGAUGGAAUGCUUUGAAGAGGAAGUGGACUCAAAGAUGGAAGGUGGUGAGAGCUUUAAUUAGAUGAAUAGGGUAUUUUCUACAGAAGACAUUGACAAUGGUGGAAGCUCACUGAUACGAUCCCCGCCUCGGCUGCGUGUAGCACCUCUUUUCCCACGUGGGGCUAUGGUUAGAUCAAGGAAAUUCUGGAAAUUAACAGAAAAGAAUAAGGAUAAAUUUCUGGUUAUGCUUCGAGGGAUAACUAGGACCUCCUUAACAAGCAAAAGCUUGAUUGUUUUACUGGAAUAUUCGGAUGCUUCUUAUUAAUGAACGUAGGCUAUAAAUAGCCUCCAACUGAGCAUACAAUGCAUUCCUAAUGAUAAAGAUAAAAUAACAUCAAGUCCUAUCCUAUUUCCAACUCCUAUCUCUGUUGGACACACCCAAGUAGAGUCAUUAUUUGAAAAGCAACCCUAUAAACAUAAAUAAGAUAACCAUUAAUAACUCCUAAACAAAUCCUAAACAAUCAGAUUACUUCAACAAGCUAGAACCAAUCUUGUGCAGCAGAUGACACUCAUCCAGAGCAGCUAAGAGAUAGUAACAACUGUGCUGCAUAAUCUGAACUGUGCUGCAUAAUCUAAACUGUGCUGCUGUCCAAAUCCACUUCAACAAGCUGGUUCGUAACACUCACCAUGAAGGUAGCAGAAACAUUAGAAGGAGAAGCCUUUGCUCAGAAUGUUUGGAAGCCUACUCAAGAAGAUGGUCACUAGCAACCAUAAGUAGAGAAAUAGACCUGUUUGGCUUAAAUUGUUUCCUACUAGCAGGAAGGUAUAUAUGGUAUUAAUUUGCACCUAAAUGUGUUUGCUUUAUUGUUUAUGCUUCCUGAAAGCAGAAUAGGCUAAAGAAGUGAAGAGGCUUGUAUUAAUUUUUUAGUUUUUCCUUCUAUCACUUUUGUUUUUCUAAUGCAAUUUCUCAUGUGGGACAGUAUCUUGUAUGUGAUGGAGAUUUUUUUUUGCCUUCA
Messenger RNA from Quercus robur (English oak), 3027 nucleotides. RefSeq names its product F-box/kelch-repeat protein At3g23880-like. The coding region runs from base 82 to 1254 and encodes 390 amino acids. The transcript is spliced from 2 exons. The record is from RefSeq and is a predicted model, not a curated record. Gene Ontology annotation, molecular function: protein binding. NCBI's taxonomy places the organism in Eukaryota, Viridiplantae, Streptophyta, Magnoliopsida, Fagales, Fagaceae.